This is a messenger RNA of Mya arenaria, 2080 nucleotides long. RefSeq lists its product as uncharacterized. Bases 108 to 1211 code for a protein of 367 amino acids. The record is from RefSeq and is a predicted model, not a curated record. The transcript is spliced from 2 exons. Lineage: Eukaryota; Metazoa; Mollusca; Bivalvia; Myida; Myidae.
UCAAUGUUCUCUGGUCACCAUUUCGACGCGUAUUAUGAACUCUUGCAUUCUGGCACAAUUUAUUUCCCUGCAAUUUUCUGAUCGCAAAGACCUGGAAUAAGGUAUUUAUGUGUUGUGAAGAGAAUAAGGACUUACAUAAUAACGUAAUAAAAGAUAUGAAGCUACCGACUGUAGUCAUUUCGGGCAUCUUGGUCAGUUGUCUUUAUCGGAUUCGGGAGGUCUACGCACAGACGGACGCUCUAACGCCAGAUGAAAUUGCCACCAUGCAAGCUUGGGGGAUCGAGGUCGAAGUUCACGCAGAAAACAACACCAUCACCAUAAAGCACCAUGGUUACCCAAACCACACGUUCGAGGGUGGCUGGGGUAAUAACCCCAAUACUGUCAGCCACCAGAACUAUAGCUUCAACAUUCCGAAACAUGCUACCGUAUCGGCAACGCCUGCUUGCGUUGGUCAACUGGGACCAAUAGGACUGUCACUAAGUGGUGCGUCGUUCUAUAAUCCAUACACUGGAGGCGGCAACAACGCCGUUGAGGGUGACUGUGCGGAAACGUUUGACGAUUGUUCCGGUCAUCCCUCACCAGGCGGCGCGUACCAUUACCACCAACUUCCGUCCUGUAUUUACACGGGCAAUGACUUGCGUAAUAAAUUCCUCGGCGUUGCCUUUGACGGCUACCCGAUAUACGGACCUAUGGAUGGCAAUGCAAACAAUUUAACCUCAUCAGAUCUAGACGACUGCCACGGGCACACGGACUCAGACGGACGGUACAAAUACCGCGCCACCGCUGACUUCCCUUACUUGCUUGGUUGCUACCACGGAGAGCCAGUCAUGGAGCUAGGGAAUGCGAAUGGUAACGGUGGCAACUUACCUCCGCCGCCGAACGGCCAGAGACCUCCGUCGUCGAAUGGCCAGGGACCUCCGCCUGCUGGACGUAAACGCCGCAGCAUGUCAAACAUGAGGUACGAGUUUGUGGGAUAUGACGAAACAAAAAAUAGGAGAGUCUUCAAGCGUCAAACAAUGACGCAGACAAACGAAUGCCUGAAUGUCGAAUACCAGAACUGGCAGAGUCAGACGUGUUAUGCGUUUUGCGAGAACCCAAGCGACGGUUCCUUCGAUGAUUGCCCGUUUAACAGCGCUCCAGUCCCGGGUUAUGGCGCGAAAGGAAUUGGUAUUUUCGUAGCUGUCCUAACCAUGCUAAUUGUACCGGAAUGAAAUCACCACGUGUUCAGAUAGGGAUCAUUACAAUCGAUCCAUGUGGAUUUGUCAAGAAUAUUUUUUAUGAUUGUGGAUUAUUAACUGACAUGUACAAACAAUACGAUUAACCAAUAUUAAUAUAGUUUGAUAUCUAUAUUUAUUUGUGUUGCUAGUAAUCAGGAUAACGUGGAUUUAUUCUAUCAUAGAUAUCAUGAAGACACUAAUGUUGCUUGUAUAAAUGCCUUUAAUGAUUUAUAUUCGACUUGACAUAAAGCCUUCGCCGUUACAUAAUGAUUUGGUUUGAACGACUGUGCGAAAGGUCUUGGCAUUUUGGAAGCCGCCUAAAGCGUGUAUAGAUACUACUAUUUAGAUAGAAACCCCGCCCAGUUUCAAUUACGUGAAAUUAUCUUCAGGUCAUAUUUUUGUUAUUUGAAUACAUAUUUGUAUAAGAAAUGACGAUAACCGGAACCAAAAAUGAGAACACAGAUGAGAAAUCGAAGCCUGGUGACUUGUUGCCCACUACGACGUUAUAUAGUUACGGACUUCUUUAUUGAUAAUCCUAAGAGUUGUUAUUAGAAACAAAAAAACUGCUGGUUAAUGAAUGAGGCUGAUAUGUCUAUGACAUGCAAGGGAUUUGCUUAGAUAUCUAACCAUGAUCAAUGUCAAAACAAAUGUACCUGUUAACUGUUGAACAUUUUCGUGUUGUUUCUAAUUGCUGACUAAUAAUUUAGUGUUGCUUUGUGAACUCACUGAGUUGUAUCAUUUGAUGGAAUUGCACUGCCUAUUGAACUUAGUGCCUGCAUGUCAUUUGUAAAUCCGCAAAUGUUAAAAAAGAACCUCAUCCUUUUUUGCAAUUAACAAGUAUUAAAAAAAUAUUAUUUAUUCGU